UGGCGAAGGCAGUCGUUGCAAGUGGUGUUGUGAGUCUCGCGCCAGCGCCUGCGCCUGCGCAAGCACGAAAGCUCAGUGCUCGACCAACGGCGGUGGUUGACGGACGUGUUUGGCUCCCGGCAUGGUCGGACUAUGGACGUGUGGAGCGGCCGUCCGCGCGGCUCGUGCGUGCACGCAACUCCUCUGAACGACGAAUUCACACUGACUUUCUACGAUCCCAAGGAGGAAGCGCCGCCGCCCCAACCCAAACAAGACAAGCAGUACGCACCGGACAGCGCCAGCGCAGGCGGCGGGAAAGCGGCUUCGCCGUGCAAGGUGUGCGGCGACAAGGCGUCCGGCUACCACUACGGCGUUACCUCGUGCGAGGGAUGUAAGGGUUUCUUCCGGAGAAGCAUCCAGAAGCAGAUAGAGUACAGAUGCCUGCGUGACGGCAAGUGUGUGGUGAUCAGGCUGAACCGGAACCGCUGCCAGUUCUGCCGUUUCAAAAAGUGCCUUACGGUGGGCAUGAGCCGGGACUCUGUCCGCUAUGGUCGUGUGCCCAAGCGUCCUCGCGAAGUGUCCCAUGCUGAGAGUAUGACAGAUAUAGCUCGCAACUUGAGCAUCUCUGGAAUUGUGCCCCUGUCCAAUAUUGAAGACAUGGAUCCCGAAUCACUGCGCCUCGGUGUCACCAAGGAGCUGAUAAAGCUCGUCACUUCUGCUCAUCGCAGCUACAACACCUAUACUGAUGAACUGCGUCGCAGUCUGCAGCAUCAGCAUCGUCAUCUGGCACUGAAGGCGACUCAGUCGGUUGACGACUCGGACAACGAAGGUUCGCCAUCGGACGGCAACGGCGAGGAGGCCGCGAGCUCCACCACUGACAGGGUAACGGACAGCCGCUCCGUGCUGUGGUGCAACCUGGCAUUGCGCAUGACGCCGGCUGUACAGCAGGUGGUGGAGUUUGCCAAGCGACUGCCAGGCUUCCACACCCUGCCGCAAGACGACCAGCUGAUUCUCAUCAAGCUAGGGUUCUUCGAAGUGUGGCUGACCAGAGUUACGCGCCUCUCCACCCCAGAGUGCGUGGUCUUUGAUGACGGCACCACGCUAACUCGGAAGCAGCUUGAGGUCAUAUACGAUCCUAUGUUCACCUACGCCUUGCUCGGUUACGUACGCACUAUGAACAGGUUGGCCAGUUCCGAGGAAGAGAUAGCUGUGUACACAGGCACCUUGUUGCUUUGCCCCCUGCGCGCCGGCUUGGCUGACCCGGAACGCAUCAACUCCUUGCAUCGCGCCAUGGGCGACGCUUUCCAGCAGCUUGUGGUGAGCAGCGGCAUCCAAGACGUAUCUGGUCGCCUGGAAGCUUUCGUAUCAGCGGCAGCAGAAGUUCGAGCGUUGGGCGCGCGCCACCAUGAAUUACUAGGCUGGUGCCGUAAUCAGUGGCCUCGUCUCCUUCUGCCCGCGCUGUUCUCAGAGAUAUUCGACAUCCCCAAACUGGAGGACGACGAAAAUGGUGACGGUGAACGCCCCACUACCACCAUGCAACUCAACCAAAUGUAGAUCGGAAAUAAAAGAAAUAUGAGAAAAAUACACUUGGGAGCAAUGAGUCCGGAUCGCUUGAGACCGCGGCAUUUUAUGAAAUUUUGUGUCGAUUUUAAAAGUUAUUUUUUUUAUUUUACUUUGUUGAUCGUAUAUA
Chilo suppressalis (striped riceborer) is the source of this 1669-nucleotide messenger RNA. Lineage: Eukaryota; Metazoa; Arthropoda; Insecta; Lepidoptera; Crambidae. The record is from the annotation of a GenBank genome assembly.